This is a messenger RNA of Plenodomus lingam JN3, 276 nucleotides long. Lineage: Eukaryota; Fungi; Ascomycota; Dothideomycetes; Pleosporales; Leptosphaeriaceae. The record is from RefSeq and is a predicted model, not a curated record.
AUGAGGAACCAGUUAGGUAUCGUCAGAGUACUCGUCUCGCCAACAUGUCGUCUUUUCCACUGGUUCGACACGACACAUGACGAAACCGGUGUCGUCGUACUCUCAGUACGGCACUUUCCACCCAAGAUAUAUCCAAGUACUUCCAAGCGGUGUGUAGUUCAGCUGGAAACACCGACAUCGAACCAUGUUGCUGCGUUUCAGGGGGCACACAACCGCUCUGACAAGUUCCAUUUUCAAUCACCAGCACCACCUCGCGACGGAAGCAAGGAAGAUUGA